CCAAAGCUGGGGGAUACCUCUCUGCCUCCCAGCUGGGCGAAUCCUUUAAGGCAGCAUGCAGAGCUGUUGGGCUUGGCAAGGUUGGCAGCCUUCACGCUUUUCGCCGAGACUUCGCCCAUCAGCUCGAGAUCGCUCGUGGCUCUGGCGCCGCUCGAACCGCUCUACAUCACGAGCAGCAGCACGAUGUGCUCCACAAUGAUUAUACUGGAGGCAUCACAAACAUGGAUGUCAUCGGUCUACGCAGCGCGGAGGGCCUGACGGGCGGCGAGAGAAGCGCGCUCGCUCAGGCGGGCUACUGGGAGCGCAGCCUGCAGAACGCGGGCAUUCAAGCUCUGACGGACAAAAUUGCGGCUUGUGGCAAUGCGGGAGUGGACGGCUUUGCGGGACAGAGCAUCCCAAAGAGUCGUCAGAGGACAACUCGCAGAGUCCUGACUUGGAGUGAGCGCGUCGCUGAGGCUCAGGGCAACGAUGCUGCUUUUGCCAAGGACCUGGAGGCACAUGCCGACAUGGCGGAGGAGACGCUGAACCUCACGCCGGAGGAUAUCAAGAAUCGAUUCAAGACGGAUACGAUUCUAACCUUCUCUGCUGCGAGUGGUCGUAGCCUCGCUCACCUCCACCGCAACUUAAAACAAGCAAGCACGACCCAGGCUGCCGUGGCGGCCGACAAGGGGCGCAAGAUAGUCAAGAAGUUGACGGAUGCGCUGACAGCAGCCCAGAAGCGACAUGCCCGACAAGCGUCAUCGAGUAUGGCUCGCCCCGCGACUGACCAUGCAGAUGAUUAGGGACCACCCGCGGCUGGCCCGUCCUAUGCCAAUUCCAGCCCGAGCUGCUAGAGCAGGCGAGCCACUUCGUCAAUGCGCUGGAGGGAGAGGGGAUUGCUGCCCUGUCGAGGCAGAUGGCGGGAGGGACAAUC
Molecule: messenger RNA, 913 nt
Organism: Jaminaea rosea
Lineage: Eukaryota; Fungi; Basidiomycota; Exobasidiomycetes; Microstromatales
Exons: 1
Coding region: 222-782 (186 amino acids)
Source: RefSeq, a predicted model, not a curated record